Messenger RNA from Cyclopterus lumpus (lumpfish), 2123 nucleotides. It is a transcript of the gene bicdl2l, whose product is annotated as bicaudal-D-related protein 2-like. Lineage: Eukaryota; Metazoa; Chordata; Actinopteri; Perciformes; Cyclopteridae. The record is from RefSeq and is a predicted model, not a curated record. The transcript is spliced from 6 exons. Bases 207 to 1562 code for a protein of 451 amino acids. Gene Ontology annotation, biological process: Golgi to secretory granule transport; vesicle transport along microtubule.
UAGGCCACGUCCAGCCACAGGCAGCGGUGACAUCAUGUCGCACGUCUGUGAAGACGCAAGCAAUUCAGGAAAAACGAGUUUGGGGAGAUUCUGUUUUCACCUUCCCUCCUUACUUUACUGUCCUGCUCUUCCCGUCGUUACAUAUCAACUGACAGUAUCUGCAGACGGUUGGGUCGACUCGGCUUCCGCCUGCGACCAAGCUGAACAUGGAACACUCUCAGCCUUUUGCAGCCCUCAACGAGAGGCUGAGGCCUCAAGCCACCAGCGGUGAACAGAGCUACUCCUCUCGGAACAAGCUGGACGACAGACAGGUGGCCUCACUCGGGAGGAAGUCUUCACCUCUCCACAGACCCACAUUCCUGCUAACAGAACCAGAACCAAAGGCCUCCAAAAGCGAACCUGAAGGCGUCUCACAGCUGGAAGAUUUGGUCAGCGAUGAAGACAAUUGUGCUGAUCUGACGAACAACACAAUCUUCAUCACUAAGUUACAUUUAAACGACUCUGGAGUAGAGCUGGUUGACGACAACAGAAGCGUGUCCUCGUCUGAGGAGAAAGACCACCCAGGUGAGCUGACCUCAGAGGGGUUAGGUCAUUCCUCACAAUGCAAAGCUUUGGACGAGGAAGGAGGGAGCCCCUUCGAGGUGGGCUGCAUGAACGGGACUUUACCGGACUUGCUCAACAGUGGCAAGCCGCUCAGCAGACGUCGGACAUUGGGACACGUCUCAGAGACGCUUAAAGAAGUGCGCAGAGAGGUGGAGCUGUCUCGGAGACGAAGUAUCAAGCUUAAGGCGCAGGUGGACAAACUACAGGGGAGCAGAGACGGACCAGGAUGGAGCAAGUACAGAGAGAGGGUCAAAGACGAGGUUCUGUCCAUUCUGCGGCUGCUGCACCCGCUUACAGAGUCGGGGUCCAGCAUGGGUCCUCAACCCUCCCAAGAGGACAUCCACCUGGACGCGUCUCUGGCCCAGCUGCAGAAUGUGGCCCGCGAACUGGCAAUCAGCCACACCAAACAGUUCAAAUCUGGAAAAGGAAAAGGUUCAGAGGAGAGCGCUGUUCUGCAGCAGGCGUUACGGGACCGAGAUGAGGCCAUCGAGAAGAAGAGGGGGAUGGAGGCCGAGCUACUGCGGAGUAAAACAGAGAUGAUGUUGCUGAACAACCAGCUGCUGGAGGCUGUGCAGAAACGUCUGGAACUGUCGCUGGAGCUCGAGGCCUGGAAGGAUGACGUUCAGCGUAUCCUGCACCAGCAGCUGCAGAGUCAGCAGCUGGCAGAGCAGGCCCAGAAAAAGCCCUCUCGCCUGGGCAUCCUGAGGAGAAACAUCAAGCCCCCCAUUCAGCGGCCAGCAAACUUCCCCUUGUCUCAGCCUGUGUCUCCCAUAACCAACCCCAACCAAAUCUUCAUCCCCAGAGCUGCAGCUCUGCCUCUCAUCACACCUCCGUCCCCCCAACGCAACUGGAGGGACAAGCUGAGGAGGACCAAGAGGGCCAACAGUCCUGAUCCAGGCCAGAAUGCAGCGGGGCAGGAGUCAGAGGGCGGGGUCUUCCAGGUCAUAUCCCUUGAUUGAAACUGAAAUGACUUUGCACAGAGUACAAUUACUAAUUUCUAGUAAUCUGAAGUCCCCCUUCAGUCACAAAUGUAUUUAGCUUAUCGUUACUUGUGCAGAGUUUGACACUUGAAAGCUGUUUUCACAUUAAUCUGCUUAAGGGGGAAAGUUUCUCUGUGAUUAUUCAAAGUAGUUAAAAAAACCUGUGUACGUACAUGAAUGAUUUGUGACAUCACAGAUAGUAGCCAAUGGUGGUUCAGUAUGCGACCUACACCAGUGUGAUGUGGAAACACGAAGGCUCCAGUGCACAAACACUGAGGAUGGAGUCGGAGAUUCGAUGAGGGAGAAGUAGAUUUCAUUCUAAGAAGUGUUGACAAUAUAUAUAUACAAUUAUAUAUACUCUUGGGAAAACAUGCUUUGGAUCUUUGACUAUUGUAAUUUAUUUAUAAAUGACCCAUAUAAUUGUUUAAUACGUGACAGUUGAAUGCCUUAUACUUCACGAUGUCACUUUAAGGCUUUCGUUGUUUUUUUUAUUGUUGCAUUUUCAGGAUUCAAAAGAAAAAAAGCACGAACUUUGUCGCA